Messenger RNA from Amyelois transitella, 1641 nucleotides. RefSeq names its product acetyl-CoA acetyltransferase, mitochondrial (gene Acat1). The transcript has 3 exons. Gene Ontology annotation, biological process: fatty acid beta-oxidation. Lineage: Eukaryota; Metazoa; Arthropoda; Insecta; Lepidoptera; Pyralidae. The record is from RefSeq and is a predicted model, not a curated record. Gene Ontology annotation, molecular function: acetyl-CoA C-acetyltransferase activity. Bases 197 to 1462 code for a protein of 421 amino acids.
GAUCGAGUAUUUUUUGCUGUUAAAUAAUAGACUUUAUUUUAAUGAGUCCAAAGAACAUUUUCAGAUAUUUUUUGAUAACUAAACAUAGAGAUAACUUUAUGUAAAUAUAUUUUUUUCAAGUGAUAAGUUUCUUUUAGUCAGUUUUCAUUCAUUUGUAAUACUUGUGUUCGUCUUUAGAACUUUAAAAUUCUUAAUCAUGAUUUUCCUCAAAGGAAAUAGAAUAAUUAGCAUCAGAAUGUGUUCCGCCAAGCUUGUAAAGGCAAUGGCAGCGUAUUCGAGUAAAGUGUCCCUCAAUGAGGUAGUGAUCGUGUCGGCAGUUAGGACUCCAGUGGGGUCCUUCAGAGGAAGCCUGGCUAGUCUAUCAGCUACCGAUCUUGGAGCCGUCGCAGUCAAGGCAGCAGUCGAAAGAGCCGGCAUUCCCAAAGAGGAAAUUAAAGAGGUAUACUUUGGAAAUGUUUGUGGGGCUAACUUGGGUCAGGCUCCAGCUAGGCAAGCUGUAAUUUUUGGUGGUCUACCAAAGAGCACAAUCUGUACAACAGUGAACAAAGUAUGUUCUUCAGGCAUGAAGGCCAUCAUGCUAGCUGCACAGGGCUUGCAGACUGGAGCCCAGGAUGUCAUGCUAGCUGGAGGAAUGGAAUCCAUGUCUAAUGUACCCUUCUAUCUGAAAAGAGGAGAGACAACCUAUGGUGGGAUGCAAUUAGUAGACGGCAUAGUAUUUGAUGGUCUCACUGAUGUGUACAAUAAAUUCCAUAUGGGCAACUGUGCAGAAAACACAGCAAAAAAAUUAAACAUUUCAAGGCAAGAUCAAGAUGAUUAUGCUAUUUCAAGUUACAAGCGCAGUGCGGCUGCACAAGAGGCUAAAGCAUUUGCUGAUGAAAUUGUCCCAGUGCCUGUUCCACAGAGGAGAGGAGCUCCCCCAGUUAUAUUUUCAGAAGAUGAGGAGUACAAAAAAGUGAACUUUGAGAAAUUCACCAAGUUGGCAACAGUAUUCCAAAAAGAAAAUGGCACUGUCACAGCAGGCAAUGCAUCUACAUUGAAUGAUGGUGCUGCAGCUUUAGUGUUGAUGACAGCGGAUGCUGCUGCCAGACUUAAGGUUAAACCUAUUGCCCGAGUAGUGGGCUUUGCUGAUGGUGAAUGUGACCCUAUUGACUUCCCCAUUGCUCCAGCAGUAGCCAUUCCAAAGCUGUUGGAAAAAACUGGAGUGAAGAAGGAUGAUGUAGCUCUUUGGGAAAUAAAUGAAGCUUUCAGUGUUGUAGCAGUUGCCAACCAGAAAAUAUUGGAAUUGGACCCCAAAAAGUUGAAUGUCCAUGGAGGAGCAGUGAGUCUUGGUCAUCCAAUUGGCAUGUCUGGUGCUCGGAUUGUAGUACACUUGUGCCAUGCUCUAAAGAAGGGAGAGAAAGGUGUUGCAUCCAUUUGCAAUGGUGGUGGCGGAGCAUCAUCUAUUAUGAUUGAGAAAUUGUAAGUUCUCUGACUGCUUUAUUUGUGCCUUCAAUAAGUUUACUGUAUAAUAGCGCGUGUGGAAUAUUAAUUUAAGUAUAAUAUAUUGUUAAACAUUUAAAAGAAUCUAAAAUGUAAAUAAAAUUGUUUUAUACCUGGUUGUAGCGUGUGCUAUGAUUGUUAAAUAAAGCAUCUAUUUCCUUU